CAACUGACGGCUUAAGUUGAGGAAACACGAGUGUGCUACCUUUUUCAGUAUAUAUUAAGAAAUGUCGUCAGAUGAAGAUGAGCCAAUGAGUCCUCUCCCAAAAGACUCAGACUCUGUAUCCUCUGACCUUCAGAGGUGAAGCCCUGUAAAGGUUCCUGGUUCCUGUGUUAUGCUGGCUGUUUGGAAAUAAAAUGUAAUCAGGAUGGAUUGCACUACACACAAAGAUGAGUAUGAAGAGCUUCUCCACUAUGCUAUUGUCACGCCAAAGCUUGAGACACUUUCCCGUGGUCAGCGGAAGAAAGAAGACACACGCUCACAGUACCUACAAGAUCCUGCAGCAGAAGUUGAAGGUGGGAGGCAUUCCAGCAGGAGUAUGAGGUCACCACGGGCUUCCCCUUUGAUUAUUGAACCCUCCACACACUUGAGAACUUCUCUUGCUGAGCAAGCAGCAGGUCGGUCGUUCAGCAGGAUGUCGGUGGUCUCAGACGGUCCCUCAGACCGGUUCCAGGCUCCAUCUGUGAAGUCCAGGUCCAACAGCCCUGAGCCCAACGAGCUUGCUAUGACAGAAAUGUUUAUUUCAGAGGAAAACAUUAACAAGAUGGAGAACCUUCUGGGUACAUGGAGCAAAAACUUAAAGUCCAAUGUGCUGACUGAGCUACGGAAGUGGAGGUUUGCCUUCAUGGAGAAACACAAACAAGAGAUGAUGAAGGAGAGGGAAAGACAUGCAGUCCAGACAGCUGGCCUGAAAGGAGAACUUGAAAGCCUAAAGGAGCUGCUGCACACCUACGAGACCUCCAACAAGAGAAAAGAUGAGGUGAUCGUGAACCUGAGCCAGGUGCUAAACAAACAAAAAGAAAAGCUUGAAAAAAUGAAGGCCUUCAGCCACUGGAGACUUCAGCGCACUGAGGCUAGAGAAGAGGCUCAUGCUGUCCAGGUGGCGCAACAGCACUACAGCUUGCAACUGAAGAAGAAGGUAUGGUCAGGCUGGCAUUCUCUGAUCCAGAAACACUGGAAGGUCAAGGUGGAGCGGGCUUGCCGUUCAAGGGCUGAAGAGGUCUGUUCCAGGCUAUCAUCAGAUUAUGAGGCCAAGCUGGCAGAGCACUGUGAGGCUAUAGAGAAGGCUCAGGCAGAGAUCUUUAGACUACGAGUGGAACGAGAGCGCUACGAGGAAUCUAUGAAGAAAGCCUUCAUGAGAGGGGUAUGUGCCCUCAACAUGGAAGCUCUCAGCAUGUUCCACUCAACCGAGGGACGACCAGAGCAAGGUCCUGUCCACGAGGAGCACGCAGAUUCUUUGCUUCCCCAGGAUGAGGCUGGAUCUGCUACACCAGCUCAACUUCAGCCAUAUCCCACCUCUUCCACAAGGUUCAGUCCAGUCCACUUUGACCACCCAGGCCCUUCACACGGUGAUGAGAUGAUGGGUUGUAAAGUCACCACGUCCCAUGAAGAAAUACUCCGUCCGACUGCAUUGGUGCACGGCGCACCCCCACUGGGGGGCACUGCAAGUUCCCACAAACAGGUCAGUGGUCGUAUUGUUACUGCAAGUCAGCAAAAACCUUUAAAAACGGUAACGGCUCGCAUCACAGCACGUCCUGCUGUUGGUAAGGCGGCACGCUCCAACCUCCAGGUGAUGGGAGUAGCUCCGCCCAUGAGCUCUGUGAUAGUUGAACGUCAUCAUCCUGUUACACAGCUCACGAUUGGACAGGCCACAGCUGCUAAGUUUCCUCGAUCCUCACAGCAGGGCAACGCCUCCUCUGCAGGCAGAGGGUCCUCACGAACACAAACCAGCACGUGCGCUGUGCACUCCAUCAAAGUGGUUGACUAAUCACAAGCUUGCCAAGACAAAAUGUAGCAAUUAUAUCUAACAAUCCAAGCAAUGAUAGCAUGAUUAUUAUUAUUUUUUUUACACAAAAUGAAUACUAAGUACAUUUCAUCUGAUAUCUUGCAAUGAAAUUGUCUUGUUUCACAGCUUCCUUUCAUGAAUGUAAAAUGCACAGCAAAAAGUAUUUUCUCAGGGAAGUAGUACUUAGAAGAGUUUCUUUUUUCCUUUCAUUACUAACUUGACAGAGUUAAGAACCUAAAUUCGACUUUUUUUUAUAUUUUACUUUUAAAUUAUGCACUGUUGAAAGUGUACUUUAACUUUAUUCUGUAAAUAUACAUAUUAUUGUAUUAAUCUAUGAUGUGGCAACAGUACAGAACCACAGGCUGCUUGCUUUACUAAACCAAAUCCAUAUGUUUGAUAGACGUUGUUGUUUUUUUUUUAAUAAAUUAUUUUAC
This is a messenger RNA of Cololabis saira (Pacific saury), 2274 nucleotides long. It is a transcript of the gene poc5, whose product is annotated as POC5 centriolar protein homolog (Chlamydomonas). Bases 203 to 1822 code for a protein of 539 amino acids. The transcript is spliced from 14 exons. Gene Ontology annotation, cellular component: centrosome. NCBI's taxonomy places the organism in Eukaryota, Metazoa, Chordata, Actinopteri, Beloniformes, Belonidae. The record is from RefSeq and is a predicted model, not a curated record.